This is a messenger RNA of Anopheles cruzii, 1462 nucleotides long. It is a transcript of the gene Zip102B, whose product is annotated as zinc transporter ZIP9-A. NCBI's taxonomy places the organism in Eukaryota, Metazoa, Arthropoda, Insecta, Diptera, Culicidae. Bases 191 to 1153 code for a protein of 320 amino acids. The record is from RefSeq and is a predicted model, not a curated record. The transcript has 2 exons. Gene Ontology annotation, molecular function: metal ion transmembrane transporter activity. Gene Ontology annotation, cellular component: membrane. Gene Ontology annotation, biological process: zinc ion transport; transmembrane transport.
GCCAGUAACAGGGCGACGAAGAAGAAAAAGAACUACUAAAACAACCCUCCCACCGACCGCGCGGAACGAGGGAUGUGCUAAGUCAGCAAAAGUGGCGCAUAUUUGGCGGAUUGUAACUAGUUCGCAAGCAAAUCGAAGUCCAGUCGCGUAGGAUUAUUUGUAAGGAACCACGCCAAAGGGUUGCGGCAAAAUGGAUGAAGUGGCGAUGCUGUUUGCGUUGGUCAUCGUGAUGCUGGUGGGGUCGUAUUUGGCCGGAAACAUUCCAAUGUUAAUGUCGCUCUCGGAGGAAAAGUUAAAAAACGUUUCCAUUUUCGGAGCAGGCCUUCUGGUGGGAACCGCCCUGACCGUUAUCAUACCGGAAGGCAUCCGCUCGCUCUACGACGAACGUUCGCUGGAGGCGAAGGGACACGGGACAUCGGCGGGUGUUGCAGAAGCGGCCGGUGAGCACAAGCACAGCGACGACGAGCACUCGGCCACGAUAGGGCUUUCGCUCGUGCUUGGCUUCGUGUUCAUGAUGCUCGUCGAUCAGGUGUCCUCCAGGCGCACGGAAGGGUCCAGCGAACGGAACCUUACGGCCACGAUCGGUCUAGUGGUGCACGCGGCAGCGGACGGUGUGGCUCUGGGUGCUGCGGCCACCACAAGCCACUCGGACGUGGAGAUGAUUGUGUUCCUGGCGAUAAUGUUGCACAAAGCGCCGGCCGCGUUCGGGCUCGUCAGUUUCCUGCUCCACGAAGGUGUCGAGCGGGACCGGAUCCGGAAGCACCUGUUGAUUUUCGCUCUGGCGGCACCCGCCCUUACGCUGCUGACGUACUUCGGCAUUGGCAGUGAGCAGAAGGAAACGCUCGAAUCACUGAACGCGACCGGAAUCGCGAUGCUCUUCUCGGCCGGAACGUUCCUGUACGUGGCGACGGUGCACGUACUGCCGGAACUUACGCAGCGCAGUGGCCACGGUCACCACGGGCACGGCCAUGGGCAUCACGGAAACUACAGCCUACUUGAACAACAGCCACCGAGCACGACCGAUGUUGUCACCGGGAAACCGGUAGCCGGAGCUGGCACCGGAGGUCCUGGAGGACUGCGCAACUGUGAGCUGGCAUUGCUCAUUUUGGGCGCUUUGGCGCCGCUCGUCCUUACGCUCGGUCACCACCACUAAUGGUGCCAGCGCGCCACGAAAAUCCCUCCGCCUGCCACCCUUCUUAUCGAACAAUGUUACUUUACGCUGCUCUGAAUGUGAUUCCAAUGGGUUCCAAGUGCAACAACGAAAAGCUGUAACAUUAGUAUGUGACUCAAUUUGUUCCACCUACUUUCUGGUCGCUUCUGUACUCGCCAACGGCGAGUGCGUGGGCUGUGGUAAUACCCGAUAGCAAUAACUUGUGCCGAAUUGGACCUCUCUAGGUUUUAAGUGUCUUGACGCAUUUGCAAUUUUAUUUUCCUUGUUUUGCUUCGUUUUUUACAAAGGCUG